Messenger RNA from Acanthosepion pharaonis, 648 nucleotides. The record is from the annotation of a GenBank genome assembly. Lineage: Eukaryota; Metazoa; Mollusca; Cephalopoda; Sepiida; Sepiidae.
AUGUCGCGAAAUAAUCUCCGCCUAGCACUACGCGUGUAUUCUAACCUGCUCAUAUCUAUCUAUCUAUCUAUCUAUCUAUCUAUCUAUCUAUCUAUCUAUCAGCUUCUAAUCUAUCUCUCUCUCUCUCUCUCUAUCUAUCUCAGUUUGUUCAUUAUCUGUCUAUCAGCUUGUUAUCUAUCUAUCUAUCUAUCUAUCUAUCUAUCUAUAUCUGCUUGUUAUUUAUCUAUCUAUCUAUCUAUCUAUGCUUGUUAUCUAUCUAUCUAUCUAUCUAUCUAUCUAUCUAUCUAUAUAUAUAUAUAUAUAUAUAUGCUUGUUAUCUAUCUAUCUAUCUAUCUAUCUAUCUAUCUAUCUAUCUAUCAGCUUGUUAUCUAUCUAUCUAUUUAUCUAUCUUUCAGCUUGUUAUCUAUCUAUCUAUCUAUCUUUCAGCUUGUUAUCUAUCUAUCUAUCGAUCAGCUUCUAGUCUAUCUAUCUAUCUCAGUUUGUUCAUUAUCUAUCUAUCAAUCUAUCUAUCAGCUUGUUAUCUAUCUAUCUAUCUAUCUAUCUAUCUAUCUAUCUAUCUAUCUCAGUCUGUUAAUAUCUAUCUAUCUAUCUAUCUAUCUAUCUAUCUAUCUAUCUAAAUCCAAGGCAUUCCAUUCCCUAUGCCGAUGA